Messenger RNA from Arabidopsis arenosa, 1683 nucleotides. NCBI's taxonomy places the organism in Eukaryota, Viridiplantae, Streptophyta, Magnoliopsida, Brassicales, Brassicaceae. The record is from the annotation of a GenBank genome assembly.
AAUCUUAAAGCUUUUCAUUUAAUCUUCGGAGCCCUCUAAUGGCGGAUCAGAGCAAGAACACUCCACAGAUCUUCGAGCUCAACAAUGGCACCAUGCAGGUCAAGAUCUCAAACUACGGUACCACCAUCACCUCCUUGUCUGUUCCCGACAAGAAUGGGAAAUUGGCUGAUGUAGUUCUCGGAUUCGACUCGGUGGAUCCAUAUGUGAAAGGGCUUGCACCAUACUUUGGGUGCAUAGUUGGUCGUGUGGCAAAUCGGAUCAAAGAGGGAAAAUUUAGUCUCAAUGGAGUUAACUACACUUUGCCCAUCAACAAGCCUCCCAAUAGUCUCCACGGUGGGAACAAGGGAUUCGAUAAGAAGAUAUGGGAAGUUGCAGGGCACAAGAAAGACGGCGAAAAACCUUUCAUUACUUUCAAAUACCACAGUGCUGAUGGGGAAGAAGGUUACCCUGGUGCGGUUUCUGUCACGGCGACAUACACUCUCACGUCAGCCACGACAAUGAGACUUGACAUGGAAGCUGUUCCAGAGAACAAAGACACUCCCAUCAGCUUAGCUCAGCAUACAUAUUGGAACUUGGCGGGUCAUGACUCAGGAAACAUUCUGGACCAUAAGAUUCAGAUUUGGGGGUCUCAUAUCACACCGGUUGACGAAUACACAGUUCCUACAGGGGAGAUCUUGCCGGUAAAGGGAACUCCUUUCGAUUUCACUGAGGAGAAACGGAUAGGCGAGUCUAUUGGAGAGGUUGGUAUCGGAUAUGAUCACAACUACGUGUUGGACUGUCCUGAUCAAGAGAAGGAGGGGCUGAAACACGCAGCAAAGCUCAGCGACGGUGCAAGCUCAAGGGUACUGAACUUGUGGACUAAUGUGCCGGGAAUGCAGUUUUAUACCGGGAACUAUGUGAAUGGAGUGGUUGGGAAAGGGAAUGCGGUUUAUGGAAAACAUGCGGGUGUGUGCCUUGAGACGCAGGGGUUCCCGAACGCGAUUAACCAGUCGAAUUUCCCGUCUGUUGUGGUUAAAGCUGAAAUGGCUUCUUUACCGUUCGGAGUUUCGAAUCUAUGCAGAAAUCAGGAGGUUCUGUCCGCAGCUGUACGGAUUCGUCCGGUUGGGCGACAAACCACAGGAUUCAGAGCUGCGAAGAAAGUCUUAUAUAGAUUCGAGGGACAUGGAUUGUCAUCAUCAGUAGAAGUGAGAGAGAAACAAAGAAUGAGAUGUAGAGUUAGCUCAAACUCUACUGAAACUGAAGACGAAUCUGCCACAAAGACCAAGACGACGCCGUUUGGUUACACGAGGAAAGAUGUUAUAUUGAUAGGAGUGGGAGUGACUGCACUUGGUAUCGGCCUAGAGAGUGGACUUGAGUAUGUGGGAGUAGAUCCGUUGCAAGCAGGGAAUGCUGUGCAGCUGAUACUGGUGCUGGGUUUGACUUUGGGUUGGAUUUCAACUUAUAUCUUCAGAGUCGGUAACAAGGAGAUGACUUAUGCCCAGCAACUUCGUGACUACGAGUCUCAAGUCAUGCAGAAACGGCUGGAGAGCUUAUCAGAGGCAGAGUUAGAGGCAUUGAUGGCACAGGUUGAUGAAGAGAAGACCAAGGUUGAGUAGGUUCUCUGCCCCAUUGUGUUCCAUCACCUGCAAAAGUUUGUGAAACAAAGAACAGCACAGGCUUUCAUAGUAAAAAUCCAGAAAUUAU